Apis cerana (Asiatic honeybee) is the source of this 1514-nucleotide messenger RNA. RefSeq names its product ras-related protein Rab-18-B. Gene Ontology annotation, molecular function: GTP binding; GTPase activity. The record is from RefSeq and is a predicted model, not a curated record. Lineage: Eukaryota; Metazoa; Arthropoda; Insecta; Hymenoptera; Apidae.
CACGGCUGCCCAUCAGCGGCCAUCUUUUUUUCUCCUAUUCGUUUUAACGUUCUACCACUAUAGUAAACGAAAACUUACUUUAAUCUAGAUUUGAUGUAUUCAUGUAUUCAUGAUUAAGUCUUAUUUAGUGCUCCCUUCUUGUGUCAACAUUAUAAACAAAUAAAUAAAAUAUAUAUAUAUAUAUAUAUAUAUAUCAAGUGAUAUAACUUAUAAUAUAUAAUAAUGGUUCUGGAUCAAGACGUAUUAACAGUGUUAAAAUUAUUAAUGAUAGGAGAAUCUAAUGUUGGAAAAUCAAGCAUAAUUCUUAGAUUUACGGAGGAUGAAUUUCAUGAAAAUAUGCAAAGCACAGUUGGAAUGGAUUAUAGGACUAAACAAGUUACAAUUGAUGGCAAUACAGUAAAACUUGCAAUUUGGGAUACUGCAGGACAAGAACGUUUUCGUACUCUGACACCUAGUUAUUACAGAGAUGGCCAGGGUGCCAUAUUAGUAUAUGAUGUUACAGAUAGAAUUACUUUUAUGAAGUUAGAAACGUGGCUUAAUGAGUUGAAUACAUAUUGUAAUAAAACAGAUAUUAUUAAAAUGGUAGUGGGUAAUAAAAUAGAUUUACCAAACAGAGAAGUAAGCACUGAAGAAGGUCUACAAUUUGCUAGAAGACAUCAAACUCUAUACAUUGAAAGUAGUGCUAAAACAGCAGAUGGAAUCAAAUGUUGUUUUGAAGAACUUGUACAAAAGAUAAUACAAACACCUGGUCUUUGGGAUCGACAUACUCUUCUUAAAUCAUAUGGUAAUGGUAAUAUAGGAAGUACAAGACACAGAGGUCAAAGAGGGAUACAAUUAGCAGAUGAUUCUCAACCACAUGAACCAUAUUCAAAUUGCUAUUGUACUUUGAUUUAAUCAAUUGUAAUAUAAAAUUCUAUCAGUGAUUAUUGUAAAGAAACCAUAACUUGAAUAUGGUCUAUUCAAAAACUAAACAUUAAAUUGUGUGAAUUUUGAAGACAUACAAAAAAUAAUUCAGCAUAUUAUUACUUUGUAUAUGUUAUUGAAAUGUUUUAUAUGUUAUCAAAGAUAUAUACAUAUAUUAAAUUUAUGCAUUAAUAAUAUCGAAAUUUUUGAUAUGAGUAAAUUUGAGAUUUUUUUCUAUAUUUAUUAAUAACUUUAUUCAACAAUGUACAUAUUUUCUAUUUUUUUAAUCAUUUUUUUUUUAUAUUUUUCUAAUUUUUUUCUUUCUUUCUUUCUUUCUUUCAUUCAGAAUUUCGCAUAUUAUGCAAAAAAUUGUUUAAAAAAAAUUGAGAAAACGUAUAUUAUUAAUGCAUUAACUGAUACAUACAUAUAUAUACUACUUGCUUCUAAUUUCUAAUUCUUUAAUAAAUAGUCAAAUUUUAUAGAUAUUUGUAAUACAAAAUUUAUAUUGUUGUGUAGCAACAACAAUAUUCAUGUAAAUAUAUUAUGUAUUUAUUUAAUUUAAUAAUCAAUAAAUAUUAAUAGAACAACAAUAAUGUCAAAUCAUAAACAAA